This is a messenger RNA of Xyrauchen texanus (razorback sucker), 4192 nucleotides long. RefSeq names its product erythrocyte membrane protein band 4.1 like 4B (gene epb41l4b). Lineage: Eukaryota; Metazoa; Chordata; Actinopteri; Cypriniformes; Catostomidae. The transcript has 23 exons. Gene Ontology annotation, cellular component: cytoskeleton. The record is from RefSeq and is a predicted model, not a curated record. The coding region runs from base 614 to 2788 and encodes 724 amino acids. Gene Ontology annotation, molecular function: cytoskeletal protein binding.
UUCAGUGAUCGUGGCUCGCAUGAAGGUAACCUCGCUCAUAUAGAUCAUAAUUUUUUAGCUGCCAGCAGGUAGCGCUGCCUUGCGCACGCUGACCCGAAUGGGGAAAAAAGUUAGUGUUGCUCUGAGAUUUAACGCUUGCGCAGAACAGGUUGCUUGGCCAGUUCCACUGGUUGACUUACCUGAGAGGUACAUCAGUUUCGUUCAUUAACAGAAACGAAAAACCAGCGAAGCUGUCACGCGCCGUCAUUCAUCAGGACUCCGGUAAGCGCGAGGAGAAGUUAUUUUAGAGCGUGAAUCCUAUUUAUAAAAUUAAGAUUAAACAAGAGCAAGGACGGAAGUAGCCUAUAUUCUCAGGAUUUUGGCACCGCAGGUGUGCUUGUGUUGUUUCGCCCGUACGCCACGAGUGCUCCAGGAAACUGAGCUCGUGACUGGUCGUUGGAUCCAGACUUGUCCCCACUACAUUGCACGUCUAAUUCCGGUCGACUCUGCUUUCGCCGUCGCGGAAAGCCUGGGAAACAGCUGGAUGCCUUCCUUUUGAGUGCCGCCGUUAGCAGUCCGGUAUCGGCGCCGUUUUCACUGAUCGAUUAAAGCGCUGUUCCCCCGUGGGGAAAAGAUGAUGGGUUUUCUUCGCAGGACGUUUAGCCGUCGGUCAAAGAGACGUUUUCGGACGUCUGACGAGCUGGACGGGACCGGCAGAGGCGGAAACGCAGUACUUCAGGCGCACCAGCAGCAGGUGAUUCACGCGCCGACUGUAGUGACCGGGGGAGCCGUAGUGCACAUCCCCGCUGCAGGCAACAGCAAAGACGCCAUCACGUGCAGAGUCCUGCUGCUGGACGGAUCGGAUGUCAGUGUGGAGUUACCGAAACACUCCAAAGGACAGGAUCUGUUUGAUCAGAUUAUGUAUCAUUUGGAUCUGGUGGAGGCUGAUUACUUUGGCCUGCAGUUCAUGGAUCAAGAGCAGGUUGCGCACUGGUUGGAUGCAGCCAAGCCCAUAAAGAAGCAGAUUAGACAUGGACCUCCAUACAGAUUGUUUUUCAGAGUUAAGUUCUAUUCAUCAGAGCCCAAUAACCUCCAUGAGGAGUUCACCAGGUAUCUCUUUGUACUGCAGCUUAGACAAGACAUACUGUCUGGCAAGUUAAAAUGUCCGUAUGAUGUGUCUGUGGAGCUUGGAGCUUAUUGCCUUCAGAGUGAACUUGGGGAUUGUGACCCAUUAGAACACUCUAUUGUUUUAGUAUCAGAGUUUCGUUUUUCACCCAAACAGACAGAGAUCAUGGAGGCAGAUAUCUACCGUAAAUGGGCUGAGUGCAGGGGAAUGAUUCCAUCGCAAGCUGAACUGAAUUUUCUAAAUAAGUGCAAGUGGCUGGAGAUGUAUGGAGUGGACAUGCACUUUGUGAAGGGACGGGAUGGAGGAGAAUAUGCCCUGGGACUCACACCAACUGGUAUCCUUGUGUUUGAAGGAUCAAGCAAAAUUGGUCUCUUCUUUUGGCCUAAAAUAACCGGUCUUGACUUCAAGAAGAACAGACUGACUUUAGUAGUGGUGGAGGAUGACGAGAAGGGCCGAGAGCAGGAGCAUACCUUUGUGUUUCAGCUGUCGAGUUCUCGGGAGUGUAAGCACUUAUGGAAGUGUGCUGUUGAGAGCCAUGCCUUCUUCCGGCUCAGACAGCCAGCCCAAAGCAAGCACAGCCACAAUGACUUCACACGCCUUGGCUCACGCUUCAGAUUCAGUGGAAGGACUGAAUAUCAGGCCACACAUAGUGGUAAAGUCAGGAGGGCAAGCACUUUUGAGAGAAGACCAAGUAAAAGAUACCCAUCACGGGCCCAUUCAAUGGGCAAGGCCAUCACUCCAGCAAAACAUCCACAUCUAAGUGCCCAGACUAGCCCUGACCCAAGCUUACAACCGUAUAAGUGCAACAUUCCAAUUGCACAGGAACCCUGGCAACGAUCACAUCCGUCCAAUUUGACCCCUCCCCUGUACAUUCAGCCAAUUGAAACGGGAUAUGCUCCACCCCCUCAUAGUUUCCCUUUAAGCAGUGCAGACACUCGGAGGUUUAGUGUGGAAGAGAAUGAAGCUCCUCAUUCUGGAAAGAUCCAUCACUGCCACCAUCACCAUGGAUACGAAAAACAGGAAGCCCUGUGCAUCACGACAGCUUCACCUAAUGCUUGGGUCGUGUCUCCUGAAUGCAAAGAUUUGCACAGUCAGAACCAGUUGGAAGCAGAACCAGCACCUUGGCCAGCCCUCCAUAUCAAUAUAGACAUGGCAAAGGAAAAACCACUGUCUGAGAAAAGUCUUCCUUCCUCCCCUGCGGUUCUACAGGAACAGUUCAAGAGCAUAAUCUCCAAACAUGCCACCCAAAGUGAUAGUGGAACCUCAAAGGGAAACUCUUCAAGUGGAGACCAAACUGACAGGUAUCCCAACUCCUCACAGGAUUCAGGCUCAAGCAGUCUGAAUACAGAGAAGCCAAGAGUUGAUCGGCGCAAACGCCUCGUCCGACAGUUCAGCUUUAACCAUAGUGAUGAAGAUGACCUUCCAGAGGCACUUGCAGCCAUAUCCUCCCAGUGCAGUUUGGGAAAAUCCAUGUCAAGCAGCUCACUGGACAAACAAGUUCAGCCACCAAUUUUCCCACCGCAGAAGGAUGCUUCACGGUUGGAGCCUUGUGACAACUCCCCACUCUUCUAUCCAAGUCCAGUACCUCACCUGCUACCCUAUUCUGCACACACUGAAAGCUCUGAAGAUUCACGGAUGGAGAGAGAAAAACUGCUGAGGGCUCUGUUAAUGACAGAACUCUGAGACAACAUGCACACAACACAACUGCUUACAGACAACGACCCCUAAUUGGCAAACAGAACCAUUAACUCAAUGCGCUGUUUUCACUGUAUAUGGACCUAAAACAAAUCUCCAUGACAAAAGUUAUUUUUGCAUGUUUAAAGCAGUCACAGAACAUGGUUUCCAAAAGCAUUUGCUUGUUUGCUUAUUCUGUUAGUAGCAUGGCAUAAGUAUUGCCCCUAUAAACUACUGUGCAAACUAAAAUAACCAGUGGCUACUUUUAAUAAUUCUUUAGAUUUUUUCUUUUCUUAUUUAUUUAUUUUUUAAAUCUGUGGUUUUCUUGGGAUUUGGAGUUGAGAGGCCAGAGUUAAUUGAAACGGAUCAGGCCUGGCAUUCAGUUGUCAGCGUAUAAGCCUACUUAUUUGGCUAUGUUCGCAAUAGCAUACUACUCCCACUAUUUCUGCAGAAAGCACAUUGCAUGCAUAGUAUAGGCUACCCCGAUUAACCUACUACAUGUUUUAAAAUAUGUAGUGUACAGUAGAGCACACUGCAUGGGAUGCUGUGUUCCACAAUGCAAUGCGCUUGACUUUAUUAUUAUUAUUUUUGACCGUAAUAUUUUUAUUUAUUUAAGGCCUAUUGUCACGUAUUGAAGGCAUUGAGUCCCGCAUUCAAGGCACUAAAUGCUCAGAUACAGUAUUUGCGUGGCGAAAGUUGACGAACCCUAAUUUGACUCGACCUACCUUAUUUUUGAGCUACAUUUACUUGACGAAUGAGCUGAAAGAAAUAUCAAGCAUAUUUUUAACAUCUCCCUUUUGACUAAGCCCAUUUUCAUUAUUAUCUAACUGCUAAAAGUUUGUUUUGUUAACAAAACUAGAUACUUUACUAAAAAUGGCAAACCAAUUGUUUUUGUUUCUCAAAUAACACACUUCACUGAACUUGCAAAUUUAAUGAGGUCAGAUGUUGUAGCAUACUAUUGUUUGAAACAUUUACUAAACAUUUAAUACAUGUACUAAAAAAAAAAAUAUAGUACCUUUUGCUUUUUUAUGCUAGUCGUACAUUUUGAACAUGCCGACCGUGCUUACAUGUCAUGGUCAAGGUACUUACUCUAUAUUUUGUGAAAUAUUUGACUGCUAUCGCUACUGUACUCUUUGAUAUGAAAUUAGAAUUUUAUACUACAACCUUCUUUUUCUCUCUUAUAAAAAAAUAAAUAACUUUUCAGGAAGAGCGUUGAGUAAUCCAGCUUUGAAGCUCACAAUGCCCACUAGAGGGCAUUAAAUAUGCAUUUCAGGUUUGCCUUUGAGAAGUUGGUUAGCAGGAACAAAGUGAAAUUUGAGCUUUUUUAUUUUCUUGUUUACAACAUUAUCAUAAGGGAGAGCAACUCCAGUGAUAAUAUUUUGAUAUAAUCACACUGAUUGAAAUGGUCAAAUC